Molecule: messenger RNA, 1058 nt
Organism: Cyclopterus lumpus (lumpfish)
Lineage: Eukaryota; Metazoa; Chordata; Actinopteri; Perciformes; Cyclopteridae
Product: vesicle transport protein SFT2B-like
Exons: 8
Coding region: 93-581 (162 amino acids)
Biological process (GO): vesicle-mediated transport
Cellular component (GO): membrane
Source: RefSeq, a predicted model, not a curated record
UACUGCACGCGGAAGUGCUGCACGAGUGUUGACAACACCUGACGCUGAACACACCUGCGGAGCUUCUUCUAGGUUCACGAGCGGUUCUCUGCAUGGAUAAGCUGAAGAAGGUGCUGAGCGGACAGGAUGAAGGGAGCACCGACGGGACCGGGAUCCUGGAGAGAGCCAAUGAGGCGUCCACCCUGGCCUGGGGCACCAGGAUGAAGGGCUUCGGCGUCUGCUUCGUUCUCGGCAUCGUGUGCUCCAUCCUGGCGAGCUGCACCCUGUGGAUCCCUGGAGUCGGCCUCAUUGUGUUCGCUGUCCUCUACAGUGUGGGAAACGUCAGCGCUCUGGCCAGCACCAUGUUCCUGAUUGGUCCGUGUCGGCAGCUGAAGACCAUGUGUGCUAGAGAGAGAGCCUUUGCCACCGUCCUCGUGCUGGUUUGUCUGGCGUUGACGCUUUGUGCUGCAUUCUGGUGGAAGAAUAACGGUCUCGCUCUGCUCUUCUGUGUCCUUCAGUUUCUGGCAUUCGCCUGGUACGGCCUUUCAUACAUCCCCUUUGCCAGGGACGGCUUCAUGAAAUUAUGUUCAGUGUGCGUCUGAGUGACCUCCAGCCUCGACCAAUCAGGACGCAGGAUGUUGUUCGACCAAUAGGGACACAGGACUCCGCCAGGCGUUCGACCAAUCAGGAGCCUCAAACAUUUCAAACCCUGAGAAUCAAAUCAGCUGUUUUUAAAGAAACUUCCUGUCUGUUACCUGAAAUUUCAUUUUCAGGUUGUUGCAAAACAAUAUUUAAUAUUUAAUAAUAUAAAAUGUUAUUGUAAUUCUAAUAAUAAUAUAUCAAUACUAGUUAUUAUUAAUCCUGCUUCUAAAUGUACAAAUACUUUUAUUUUGUCUUCAACCGGAAGUCACUUUCUUUUAAACAUUUAAAAUGAAUAUAUUAUAUAAAAAAGAUUAAAUAAAUAAAACCAGAGAAUAAAAGAUGAAUGCACUCAUUUUAAUUUACUAAAAUAACAAAUAUAAUUUGUUUGUAAUGUUUGUCAAUUUCUCAUAAAUCUUUUGUAAUUUAUAAAUUAUUUA